AUGUUUUAUCUACAGAUAUCCGUGCAUUCAGUUCCGCUUGCCAGAGGUCCAUGCCCUUUGGACCCCUACCUUGUUAGCCCGGGUGACAGUGAUGUGAAUCAGUACCCCUGGCUAAGGCCCCAUCCUGUGAAAGAGUCUGAGGCAGAGCGGGAACUGAAGAAGGCACAGGCUACUCGCAGCUGUUUGGAGUCCAACCUAGAUGCAGUGGUCACAUCUCGGCAUGGAGGAGCUGAUGUCUAUGCUGUGUUGGAUGCUCUCUACAAAGAUGGGCAAUCCUUGGAACUGACAAGGAUUCAGAGGAUGGUGGAUGAUCACAUCUUGGAAGCUGAGACGCAGCUUAAGAGGGAACUUGCAAAAGUGCCUGUAUGUUCAACAACAACAACCAAAGACAACAAAGCUAGGAUACUGAAGACUGAUAAAACCAAGCCAGGUGUCAGUAAGAUCAGCAAAGCGGGUGGUGUGCAGAGUCAGAGGUCCAGACAAACAAUACAGCUGGGCAAAGAAAAUACAAAUAAAGUGUCCAAGAAGUGGCUGUUGGCUGACACAGAGAAGUUCCUCAGCCAAGUGUAUGGAAAGGCCCCGUAUCAGUGUCAGCCCAAAACCCUCAAGGAGCCUUACCUCCACUAUGUGAACACAGCCCGGCCUAGAUCCACCAGGCCUACGGCAGUGGUAGAAACUACAGGAGUGGAGGUUAAGUCCACUAAGGUUCAGACAAAUGUAGCUGUUCCACUGGUUAAUGGCCAGUAUUACUUCAAGACAAAGAAAGGAGAGGCCAGGAAGACAGCGGGGCAGAGAAGUGAACUUAUCACCAUGGCCGUGCCCCUGGGUUCUCCACAAACUGAAGCAGGGGUAACCAUCAGCACCUCCUUUGUCCCGCCCCCUUCCCUGACAACAUCACCCAAACAUCAACCCAAAGCCUCUCCACCUUUAAAUGUUACCAUGGUGACAGUCUUAGAAGAGGAGGAACCUGUUGAAAAGAAACAAACCCUCGUUAAACAGCUGUUACCCAGCGUGAAUGUGUCCGGGGUCAGCCCAAGGACACAUGGCACAGAAGCCACCUCCACAAAUUCAGUUCAACCCGCAGACCUAUUUUGAUGUAGCACAUCACGAUGCAUCAGCUUGUGAGGAGGAGUCAGAAGAGGACGACAGCUGUCAGAUGGAGAUCACAGGGACAGGCAUGACCCUCCCUGGUUACCAGGCUCCACCCCCAGCAACCUACUAUGGACCAGAGUUUGCGC
Liolophura sinensis is the source of this 1238-nucleotide messenger RNA. RefSeq lists its product as uncharacterized. Lineage: Eukaryota; Metazoa; Mollusca; Polyplacophora; Chitonida; Chitonidae. The transcript is spliced from 9 exons. The coding region runs from base 1 to 1095 and encodes 364 amino acids. Gene Ontology annotation, cellular component: ciliary basal body; centriole. Gene Ontology annotation, biological process: smoothened signaling pathway. The record is from RefSeq and is a predicted model, not a curated record.